Messenger RNA from Diospyros lotus (date-plum), 3009 nucleotides. Its product is annotated as autophagy-related protein 13a. The record is from RefSeq and is a predicted model, not a curated record. The transcript is spliced from 3 exons. The coding region runs from base 688 to 2526 and encodes 612 amino acids. Gene Ontology annotation, biological process: mitophagy; autophagosome assembly; piecemeal microautophagy of the nucleus. NCBI's taxonomy places the organism in Eukaryota, Viridiplantae, Streptophyta, Magnoliopsida, Ericales, Ebenaceae. Gene Ontology annotation, cellular component: cytosol; phagophore assembly site; Atg1/ULK1 kinase complex.
UUGGGCAAACCCCUUCUCUGCAACACUCCUCUCUCUUUCUCUCUCUCUCUUCUACGCAAUAAUUUUCAUCUCAAUCUCUCUCUUUCUCUCUCUCUCUCUCUCUCUCUCCCCUCCAUCAACGCGAAUUUCUUCUGUGAGUUAUGAGUUCGUCAAUCCGUUAUCUCUCGUACGUUCGUUGUUUCGUUUUUCUUUUGUUAUGAGAAUCGGAUGGUUUCGAUGUGUUAAUCAACGUGUUCUUUAGUUUACUCCCAAUCGUCAUCACCGGCUUGAUCUUUGCCGAAUUAGCGUGUUAGACUUGUAGUUUUCUCCGGUUCUUUCUGGUGUCGGAGAUACACCUUCUUCUUCUUCUGCAAUCUUUGAGAUGAUGUAUUUAUAUGUUAUCUGUAUAUGCGUGUGUGUGUGUGUUUACCCCUAAGGCUCUCGCGUAAAAAGGAAAAAUUUCUGAUAUUUGAUGUGAACUGGUUUCAGGUUUAUGUCCGCGACGAGCUUGUUCCGGUAGAUGAUUUUCAGUAUAUACUGACGUGAAUGGGUCUGAGAUUUCACCUUUAUUUAUUUAUAUUUUUGGUGAAAGAUCUUCGGAUUUUGUGGUGUUUGUGGUGACAACCUAGGGCAAGGAGUAGUGGGUGGGGAGUGCAUUGCAAGACAGAGGAUUGGAAAUUUGUGUAAAGAUCAAGUGUGAGGAGAAAUAUGGAUUUGCAGGAUAAUUCAUAUGGGAAACACGAACAGAUAGUCUCACAGUUUCUUUUGAAAAGCUUGCAUAUUAUUUUGCACUCUAGGGUUCCUGCUUUUUGUUCACCUGGUCGUGGCAGUGAUAUGUUGUCUGGUACUCCAGUGAAAAGGAGUGACAAGUGGUUCAGCUUGGUGCUUGGAGAUCGUCCUGCUGCUUUAGAUAACUUGAAUUUUUGGCACAGAAAUUUAGUGGAACCAAUGAUAAUUGACAUAUUACUUGUUCAGGAAGUCCUGGGUGGUUCAUCCGAGAAUGCUCCAUCUGCAUUGGGAUUGGGGGAUUGUGUUGAGACAGUAAUAGAAAGAUGGGUUGUUCAAUAUGAGUAUGCUAGGACAGCGUUUCCUCUAGUUGGGGAAUCUUCCUCUUACAAGAAAACGUACAAGAAAUCAAUUAUACUUUUGCGUUCUCUCUAUUCAAUGAUGAGGCUCCUUCCAGCGUAUAAAGCCUUUCGGAAGAUAUGCUCAUCAAGUCAGCAUUCGGAUUUUGCUAUCAACUACAAAAUUUCUUCGUUCUGUGUUCCAUUUUCACGGGAGGAGGAGUCAGUGACCAAACAAUAUGAUUUCCACCCUGUAGACACCCCACAAGGUCGCCUUUCCAUAUCUGUGACCUAUCGAGAGAGUCUGUCUGAUUUCAAUCUUGACACUUCUACCUCAUUCCCACUGCAGAUAAUCACAGAUUAUGUUGGUAGCCCUGCCGCUGAUCCUUUUAAGGCCUUCGCUUCCCUGGAGAAGGGUGUUAGUGCUGCAUCUUCUCCACUGAGAGGGGUAAGGCCACCUUCUUCGCCAUUUCAACGUCCACACAGCUGGACAAGUGGCCUUCAUAGGAUAUCUCAUGCGAUGCCCCUCGGUGGAUCUCCUCCCAUACAUCGCACUUCCACCGCCUCAUAUGAUUCUCCAUCCCCACCUACUGAUGUAAAUGUUCAUAGGAUUCAAAAUUAUAGGGUACCAACUCAUCAUAAUUCAACCAGUUUUCAUGAGUACCAGCUUUCACCUCCAUUCUCACCGUCUCCUAUAUCAUCUUCCCCAACAUACCUUUUAGGGGGUAACCCUAUUCAUACCCGUGGGCAUUCAGAGACUGCCCCUGUGAGUAUCCCACAUCAAGUGUUGGGCAGAAGUCCUAAAUACCUUUCUCCCAAUUUGUCUGAUCCAAACAGAAGUUUACUUCCACCUUUAUCUCCUAGAAGCACAAAGCUCGAUCCUUCAUCACAGGAUUCCUCAUCUGGAAUCAGGUUGUCAAGGAAAUUAGACUUGUUAAGAGCUGGGGAGUUGAGUUCUGGGAUGAUAAAUCAGUAUUCUGGCCAGAAGGUUUCAAGAGACAGCAAAGAUGAAUCAGGUCGUUUCUCAGGUGUGCUAUCCUCAAGUGGCUCACCACGUGUUGGAGUCUCAAGAAGCUCUAGUAGAUUAUCUUUCCAGGAAGACUUGGAUGAUUGUGACUUCUCAUGCCCUUUUAUUGUCGAUGAUGUUGAUACAUUAGAUUCCCCUGACAGUCAGAAUCUUGAUGGAAGAAAGGGUACAGAGUUUACAUCACAAGCUUUUUCAGCGUCUAGAAAAUAUCAAGAUGCUGCUGCCAGUGCACUUGUUCAUAUUUUGAGGAGUGCGCCGCCUCUGCGCCAAGAUUCAAGUUGUUACUCGUCCCUUCCUUCCAAGAUGGAACCGGAUGGAGAAGUUGCUUCAGCUUCUGCCAUGUCUAUGCCCCGGAAGACUUCAGAUGCCCUGGAGGAGCUCAAGGCGUACAGAGAAUUGAAAGAUUUGCUGCUUUCCAAAAGUGGAACUCUCCUGGUGAGCAAGGAAGAAACCUAACUCUGCUGCCUGGAGAAACUCGAACAGAAACUGGAUUCUACUGACUGGUUGGUUGUCAGUUGCAGGCGCAGGAGAAUCAUAACAUUCGGCUUAACAUGUCUUCUAUACAUCCAUUUGAAUCUUCUCUGCAGAAAAGACUAACAAAAUAUGUACAUAACUUGACAGGAAAUUAGUUGCUGCUAGACCAAUUGCAGCCUGCUAUGACCCAUCAAAGUUGUCAAGAACUUCUCCUCUCUGUGCUGCAGCCCCUGAAUGUGUGAGAAACAAAGUCCUUUCCACUGCUUGUCUUCUUAUUUAUGUAUGUUGCAGAGUUCACUGUUCAGAGGUCCCAGGCACCUGUGGCUGUACCAAUGAUGUACAAAACUGAAAGUUUCCCAAGGACAUGCAAAACCUAAACCCUAUUCAGUACCACCAAUGUACUACCAAUGUAUCGAGUUUUUAUCUCUCCAAGGGUUGGUUAUAUAAAUUCUAAAUUAUCAGUUA